GCCUUUGUAAAGGAUCAUCACCAGCGACACCGCACCUGUGUAUUGUAGUACAGCCAUUUCAUCCUAUGGUACUUUUAUCUCCAAAUCGUGUAAUCGCCUAGGCACCUUGUCAUGCUGGCCCCUUCCAGAAACCACAGAGCAGAAGCAAAGUUCAAUGUCGCUACCGAAUUCCCACAUCUAGGACUUCAUUCAGCUGCUGUAUCAGGCGACAUCGGACUAGUUCAGUUUGCUCUCAAUCAUGGCCAACCCGUAAACUCUGUUUUAGACGGCGUUUUACCUUUACAUGCUGCUUGUGCAGGUGGUAAUGAUCUCGUAGUCAAUCUUCUCAUCAAAUACGGAGCAGACGUCAAUGCACCAAGACUUCCCCGCAGGUACUCUGAUCGCAGCCGUGACUCUGCCGCUCCUAUAGUUGGUACUUCUGGUGCAACCCCACUUCACUUCGCUGCUGCAAACGGUCACGCAAGCAUCGUUCGCACCCUUCUUAUCCAUGGCGCCCAUCCUAAUCGUCCAGAUAAGCACGGUAUCACCCCUGAGAUUAUUGCCCGUCAGAAUGGUUGGAUUGAGUGCGCUGAUAUCCUCGCAAGCGAAAUACUUGCACGUGCACGCGGUGACAAUACACCUGAUAGCGAUAGUCAUUCCUCCAGGGAACGUCCCCAUCCCUGUAUCGAGCACGUCGAGUCUUCCCUCAGGAAGAAGCUCCACUUCAAACGCUCUAUCGACCAUGCUCUCACCGCACUCAAGUCCGCAAGCGCCACCCCUGAUAUCGAUCAAAAACCACCCUUUGUGCGCUCAGGCUCCUCUGAACAAGACGUCUUACAACCUCAAGAUUCGCCUUCGUCUGAUCGCCGCCCAUCUCUCCCUCAUAUCUACGACGAACAACCCCAGCGCCUCCCACUCCCAAAAGCCUCACGUCGCCCGAGAUCGGCAGGCACAGGCGCCGAGGCUACCUCUCCCCGCAAACUAAACUCAAAGCUGUCACUCCUUAGCCUGUUCAAGAAAUCAAAUGUAGACGCCUCUUCGUCAAGCGUUACCUCCGUCUCAGAGCCCCCGAUCAAUUCCCCCUCUUCAUUGCCCGUUCCUGUACCUGGGACAGCAUCUCCCGCAUCACCUGCGGCAAUAUUAUCUUCCCCACGCCUCUUCCCCACACCACUCUCAUCAUCUCCGCACGAGAUAUCCACACAUGACCUCUACCGCCGCAGGCUAGAAACUAAUUCCGCACGCGCUUCCCCUGACCCCAGUCCAUGGCAUCGUUCCACCAGUUCCUCGUCCACACCUGGUGAAGAAAUACCGCCUGAGCCAACAGCCCCUGUGAGACAGGGCAUACUGCGCAUGCACACCCGCUCAACUUCAGGCCACGGCUCCCAGCAACCCUCCUCGUCCCGUAUCAUCCGCUUUGACAACUCCUCCUCCAGCUCCUCCUCUCUCACCGCGCGCGCGCGCAGCCCACCUUCACGCGGGAGCGUUCCACAUGACAGCCGCCUGCGUACGCUCAGCAUGGGCUCCUCAGCAGGUGCCCCGGACAUCGAUCGUAUACCAGACACGAUCGAAGAGUCUCCACGAAUCCCCCAAUCCCCUCCUCCCAUCCUCGUCAACGCCAUCGACCUCGACGACCUCGAAGACGAAGAUGAAGAAUACGGCGUACCUAUUGUCCACUCCGCAUCCACGCCAAAUAUCAUGCUCACCCCCGACCGCGCAGUAACAGUACCCGCUCGGUUCCCAUUCAGCAUCAACGUGCCACCUCCUCCUGACGAUAGUAUUUUGUCUUCUGAAAGUCGCCUGCGUGGAGACUCCGUGAGCAGUUCAGGCACGACAGGUACUGCGAGCACAUUCACACAAUCUAGCGCAAGCGACUCGCCAUGGCCUCCAACGCCCCACCUCUCUGGUGCCAGUCCCCUAAUCGUGUCCCGUUCCAUGGACACGGACACUGACAUAAACAUGGGCAUGGACGCACUCCCCAUAUCCCCACGCGUUCAUAGAACGCCUUCAGGUCUUAACAUCUCCUCGAUAUCUUCACGAGCAGAGGUAGAAGCGCUCGUUCAGCGGGCGCAGCAGUCUGUGCUUGAUAUGGCUGUUGAUUUGGAAGAGAAUACGAGGAGGGAUCAAGGGACUGGACGGACGCCUUUGAGCUUGAGGUUGGCAAUGUUUGGAGAGAGUUUGGCUAUUGAGAGGAGGAUGAAAGAAGAAGAGGAUGCUGUUGGAAAGGAGGUGCUGGUUGUUGAUGUGGGGACGACACCUGUCGGGAAUGGUUUGGGUGUAGGUGAGAGGUCUUUGUUAUCGAGCAGUAGACCUCAGGCUGUGGAGUUGAGUUUUUCGAGGAGUAGCAGUAGGAGUGGCGCAUCUAGCGAGGACACGUCGCUGCAACACGGUACGCGGAUAGCACCGAACGAAAUCAGACGGACGGCUUCUGUUGAUUUCAGGCGGACGAUGUCAGAUUCACCCUUUGACGGCAUGUCGCGAACUUCAGACAACACCCGACGUAGACGCAGUCCUCUCAUCGCAUCGCGACACCUACCCCUCCCGCACCACGACGCGAACCAGCAUCCACAUCCCUUGCCGCUCCCCAGCCCACGCACGCAGAAAUCAUUUGAGACAUUUACGUGCACCCCUGACUCGUAUGAUCCAGAUGAAGAUACAGAACUGACGGGUUUGGGUAUGGGCUUGGGUGUACCGCUCUCGCGCAUCUCGACAGCUCCUACACAUGCUGGACACAUAUCCACGACGCGGAACGCACCAACAACACACGUCAUAUCAACAACGCGUAACUUAUCACCAUCUACACGUAGCAUCUCAUCGACAGCUGCACGUAACAUCCCAACGACAGCACGCAGCGCAUCGCCAGCAGCACGGACCACAGGAUCACGUGACAUAUCAUCAACGCCAGCAACACGAAGCGUUAAUAAAUUAUCUCGAAUGGGAUUCUCGACGUUGGAGGGGUGGCAGCCAACACCGAUAACCACGAGUCCGCCGCCUACAAAGCAGAGAUUUGGGGGGAUACGAACAAUUGUUAGGGGGUUUCAAGGGAAGUAGGUGUAUCCUUGAUGCCUAUAUCUCGCGGUAAACUUGGACUCGGAUGUCUCUAUGCAUAUGCCUGGCAGGCUUCCGUUUCAUGACCAGAGCUUAUUUAUUAGACGCUGUGUUGUGUGUUUUCUGCGUGUUUUGGUUUUCUUGCAUUUUUGCCUUGUAUUCUCCAUCAUUGCCGUCGUCGUCGUUGUCGUGUUUAUUGCUGUUGUUGUAGUAUGGUGCUUGCGAUAACUUACUUGUGUUACAUUGACAUUGUAACAUAUGCACUUUUUGAUACCUGUUUGUAAUUUUAUUGGGUAUGACUCGUUCCAAAUUGCCGGUAGUUGCGCUUUCGGAAUGUAUAGUUUGGGG
This is a messenger RNA of Suillus subaureus, 3372 nucleotides long. RefSeq lists its product as uncharacterized. Gene Ontology annotation, cellular component: cytoplasm; nucleus. Gene Ontology annotation, molecular function: protein binding. The transcript has 4 exons. The record is from RefSeq and is a predicted model, not a curated record. The coding region runs from base 112 to 3027 and encodes 971 amino acids. NCBI's taxonomy places the organism in Eukaryota, Fungi, Basidiomycota, Agaricomycetes, Boletales, Suillaceae.